AUGAAAUCAAAUUCAAAUGCAAUCGGCGUAAUGAGCCGAAUGGAGUGAUUCAAAGCAGCAGAGCGGGUUUUUGAGAAAUUUUGCACAAAUAGGGAAAAUCCACUUGAAAAAAUCAGUAAACAGAAAUUUAUUGAUGAAAUAAAAAAAAGCUCAACAAGUUUUAAUUUACAAGACGAGCAAUCAUAUAUUUUAUUUUCAAAAUCAAAAUUUCUAUCCUUAAAUGAUAUUUUGUCAGAAUUUGAAACCUUAAAACAAGACAUGCUUUCAUGAGACCAAAUUCUUGACACUUUAAUCAAAAUAAGCUCUUUUAAACGAAAAAACAAUUUCGAAGAAAACAGACCUCUUCAAUUGAUUUCGUGCAUACGAGAUAUCAAUGGCUUUGAUAAAGCUUCAGAUACAACAGACACAAUUGAGCAAUUAAGCAGCAUAAUAAAUUGUACCAAUACAAAAGAAACACUACAAGCUGAGGAUAUUUUCUCUUUAAGAGAUUUUCGACCGCCACAAAUUGAAAAGAAUAAAACAUUCUCAACUGAUGAAAUUCUAUUAAGCGGACUGAGCACUUUGAAUAAAAAGUCAAAGCAUGAUGAGCCGACAAAGCAAAACUCAAUAAAUCUUUCCUUUCAACUAGAGAAAUUGACGUUUCCAAAUUCAUUGAUAAAUGAUGAUCUUCUUUAUUUAAAUCUAUCAGGAAACUCAAUAUCUUUGAAAGGCUUUGAGCUACCUAAAUCAUUGAUUAUUCUGAAUUUAAGCACAAAUGAAAUUGAAGAAUUUGAGUUGUCUAAGUCUCAUCAAAAUCUCAAACUCUUAAACUUAGGAAAUAACAAAAUCCACACUCUUAAAGGACUUUGAAAGGUGAAGAAUCUCACAGAGCUAUACCUGAGCUGCAAUUCGUUAAAAAAUGUAAACAGUUUAUGCCAAAUUGAUAAGCUUGCACUACUAGAUAUAUCUAAAAAUUCAAUAGAGACUCUUGAAAGUAUUGCAACUUUAUCGAUAAUGCAAAAACUCACCACGCUCUCUGUUAAAGGUAAUCCUAUUGAAGCAAGAGAGAAAAUCUACGAAGAGAUCAAAAUUCUGCUACCAAGGCUUACAGUAAUAAAUCCAGAAGAUUUUAUUUCCUUUUCAGAAUUUUCCAACCUAAAAUCGUUCGCUUUCACAAUGACUCCAGACAAAAGGCCUCCAAUUACAAUAAGAAUGAAGCAAAACUUGUUAAAACUUCCUCUCCCUACUACAAAAAAUAGUGAUAUUAACGAAAGUCCUUUAUCAAAUACAAUUAGGGCUAAUGAAAAUUUCGAGUCGCCUUAUAGAGAUAUGACAAAAGAAACCCCAAAAUUUUAUUUUGAAAAUGGGAAAAUUCAAGCUGAUAUUGAAACUGUGAGAGCUCGAUGCUCACAAACUCCUGUAUCAAAACCCCAAAAAUUAAAUAUUCCUACUAAGAAAAGAUCAAACUCUAUCGAAAGGAAUCAAUCGCUUACAUCAAGAGUUCCGUUAAAAGAAAAAAAAUCGUAUAAAACAUUUUCCCCAAAUACAACUUGUCCAAUUAACCUUGUUAAACAAAUUAAAGCAAAUAAUUAUGUAUAGUCAUUUAUAACAUAUAAGAUCGAUGUCUUGAGGAUUUUAAUUGCAUUUAAUAUUGAAAUAAAAGGAGGAUAGAUGUACUUGAUUUUAUAUCAGAAGCAGAAAAUCGAGUAAAAACAAAUUCAUCAGACAUGGAAUCGACCACUUCACUUUCUUCGCAGCGAUCAAGAAAUUAUAGCACCGGAUCUGAGAAAAAAACAUAUGGAAACCCUCAAUUAGCUUUAAUGAUUGGCCCACCAGCAAUCAUAUAAAUAAAAUAGUGUGGAGAGCCAACCUGUCCUUUUAUCACAUGUAGUCAGACAAGAGUCUGGGGACCUUGUGGUAGGGAGAGCAGCAUUCGGUAUGUGCAUCCGGCUGGGUUUUACUUGGUCUGCUGGAGCGCAAAGUCGGGCUAGCUAAAGGUUUACCCCGAGAAGGAUGGAUUUUGGAAGUUUGAAAGGGAUAGCCCAGUAAGGCCAGAGGGUGUUUCUCUUAGCCAAUCGGGGCAUUUUCCCUGCUCGUUAUUGGGAGUUUAGCCCUGGGUUAUAAGAUUCAUCCGGGCUGAUAGCCUGACCAGAAAAUUUCCUUUUCGAAUUUUCGGAAAAGGCAGCCUCGUCGACUUACAGCACGAUUCCCAGCGUCUCUGACUUCGGGUAGCAAGUGCAGGUUCUUGUCUGUAGGAAGCAACACAAGCCUUAUGCUGCUUAAUCAGACUGGCGAUAAGGGGAAGGUGCGAAUCAAGUGACGUCAAAAAGCUUUUUCAAAACUUGCCAGGAGUUUCUCUAUAAAGCUUAAUAAAUGAAUAGCCCACCAGCAGUGAGACCAUACAAUCAUAAAAGAAGACCAAAAAAAUAA
Blepharisma stoltei is the source of this 2409-nucleotide messenger RNA. NCBI's taxonomy places the organism in Eukaryota, Ciliophora, Heterotrichea, Heterotrichida, Blepharismidae. The record is from the annotation of a GenBank genome assembly.